AUGGGGAUGCUCGAUAAACUUCAAUCUAGAUUUCACUCAGGCACUGUUUGUGCCAGAAUCUCGCGAAUGUGGGAUGCAAUCAACACCAAAACAAACACCCUCAUACGAUUGGACCUUAUCUUGCUUGAUGCUAAGGGGAAUGACAUAAAUGUCCAGAUCCCAGCAGAUAACGUAGAUACAAUGAGGUCGUUACUGCAUGAAUAG
Messenger RNA from Linum trigynum, 204 nucleotides. The record is from the annotation of a GenBank genome assembly. NCBI's taxonomy places the organism in Eukaryota, Viridiplantae, Streptophyta, Magnoliopsida, Malpighiales, Linaceae.